Molecule: messenger RNA, 1923 nt
Organism: Chenopodium quinoa (quinoa)
Lineage: Eukaryota; Viridiplantae; Streptophyta; Magnoliopsida; Caryophyllales; Amaranthaceae
Product: cysteine synthase 2-like
Exons: 6
Coding region: 285-1586 (433 amino acids)
Cellular component (GO): cytoplasm
Molecular function (GO): cysteine synthase activity
Source: RefSeq, a predicted model, not a curated record
AUCUGAUCUCUUCUAAUCUAAUAUAUCAUGAUUUAACUAAACAUCACGAAAGCACUUGUAAUUGUACAUCAAAAAGAAAAAAAUAUUGAUCAAAGUCCAAAACUAAAACAAACAAUAUCAUGAUCCAUCUAUAGUUGGGUCUAAAACCACACCCAAAAUUUGUAGCUUUGGUUGGCGGUUUAAUUCUCAAAAUUUCCAAAUCUUAGGCGGUCUAAAACUCACAAAAUCAACCGCACCCAAAAUGGUUAGAAAGAGAAGAUACAGUCCAACCCAUCAAGUCACUAAUGGCGCCGGUAAACUGCACCAAUGGCGCAAUGGUUGGUUGUGUAGCCGUUCUUUCUCUCUCUUUAGCCACCCUUUCUUACUUCCUUUUCAACCAACAACGGAUUUUCAAGCAUCCCAAAUCAAAAACUCAAAAUCUCAAUUGCACUAAAAAGUAUGGAAGUGGAAUUGUUGGUGCAAUUGGAAAUACCCCUUUGAUUAGAAUUAAUAGUCUUUCUGAUGCCACUGGUUGCGAGAUUCUUGGGAAAGCUGAGUUCUUGAAUCCAGGAGGAAGUGUCAAAGACAGGAUUGCUGUUAAAAUCAUAGAAGAGGCAUUGGCAUCUGGUCAACUAGCUCCUGGUGGAGUGGUUACUGAAGGUAGUGCUGGAAGUACUGCCAUUAGUCUCGCAACAGUUGCUCCUGCUUACGGAUGUAAAUGUCAUGUUGUGAUUCCAGAUGAUGUUGCUAUAGAAAAGUCUCAGAUUAUUGAAGCUCUUGGUGCUACAGUUGAGCGGGUCAGACCCGUGUCAAUCACUCACAGAGACCACUUUGUAAAUGUAGCUAGAAGACGGGCAUCAGAAGCUAAUGAGCAGGCAGCAAAAUAUGGUAAAAAUAGUGAAACACCAAACAGAACCCAAGAGCAAACAAAUGGUGAAAUAUUUAAAGAGCAGAAGAAAAAUUACACAUUUUCAAGGGACUGUACUGGAGGUUUCUUUGCAGACCAGUUCGAAAAUUUGGCCAAUUUUCGAGCCCAUUGCGAAGGCACAGGGCCUGAAAUCUGGGAGCAAACUGAAGGAAAGCUGCAUGCAUUUGUAGCAGCUGCUGGAACUGGGGGCACAUUAGCAGGUGUUUCUCAUUUCCUUAAGGAGAAAAACGAUAAGAUCAAGUGCUUCCUGAUUGACCCUCCUGGUUCAGGCUUGUUCAAUAGAGUAACAAGGGGAGUCAUGUAUUCAAAGGAGGAGGCUGAAGGGAAGAGGCUAAAGAACCCCUUUGACACUAUAAUUGAGGGCAUUGGAAUAAAUAGGUUGACUCAUAAUUUCAUGAAGGCAAGGCUAGAUGGCGCUUUCCGAGGCACAGACAAGGAGGCUGUUGAGAUGUCUAGGUUCCUCUUGAAGAAUGAUGGGAUUUUCUUAGGUAGCUCUUCAGCCAUGAAUUGUGUUGGAGCUGUUAGGGUUGCUCAGGCACUGGGUCCUGGCCAUACCAUUGUUACAAUCCUGUGCGACAAUGGGAUGAGGCAUCUGAGUAGAUUCUACAAAGCCGAGUACCUCUCUGAGCUGGGUUUGACUCCAUCUGCCAGUGGAUUGGAAUUUCUUGGCCUUCUGUGAGAGGAAAGAUAGGUAGAAACCAAUUCAGCUCACCAGAGAAAAUUGAAAAUGACAUACUAGAUCCAGUAUGCUGAAAGUUUUAGACUGAUUGUCUGAGCCCUGAGGUGUCGAUGCUGGAAUUUAGAUCAACCAGUUUUGUUUAGUACGGGGUAGUCAAAUUAAUCACCGAGCAUAUAUGAAGUACUCAUAUAUGUUUAUGAAUUGUUCGAUUGUGUCAACAUAUAAUUUAAAUGUAACUCUACUAAUUGGAAAACUCUGAAAAUUGUUGAACCAUUGACAUUGGGAUGUGCAUGUCAAGAACUAUUUCGAGGAACUACAGUUUAUUCACCACUUUACA